AUGCAUAACCCCACUUCUCUGCUGGUAACUUUGACAGCAGCCCUGGCGGCUCUGCCCGAGGCUCAAGCUGCUAUUUACACCAAGAACUCUCCUGUUCUUCAGCUAAACGCUCGCAACUAUGAUAAGAUCAUUGCAAAGUCCAACUACACCUCUAUUGUCGAGUUUUACGCUCCUUGGUGUGGUCACUGUCAGAAUCUCAAGCCCGCUUAUGAGAAAGCUGCCAAAAACCUCGAUGGCCUUGCUCAAGUUGCUGCAAUUGACUGUGAUGAUGACGCCAACAAGCAGCUCUGUGGCUCCAUGGGCGUCCAGGGCUUUCCCACUCUCAAGAUUGUCCGCCCUGGCAAGAAGUCUGGUAAGCCCAUCGUUGAGGAUUACCAGGGCCAGCGAACUGCUGGUGCUAUCCAGGAGGCUGUCCUGAGCAAGAUCAACAACCACGUUACACGUGUGAGUGACAAGGACCUGGACUCUUUCCUUAAGGGUGACAAGCCCAAGGCUGUCCUGUUCACUCAAAAGGGAACUACUAGUGCGCUCAUUCGAAGCAUAGCCAUUGACUUCCUCGAUGUCAUCUCUGUGGGUCAGAUCCGUGAUAAGGAAGCGGGUGCUGUUAAGAGGUUUGGCAUUGAGAAGUUCCCCGCUCUCGUUCUGAUCCCUGGUGAAGGCAAGGACCCUAUUGUCUAUGACGGUGAGAUGGCCAAGAAGGGCAUGGUCAAGUUCCUCACUCAAGCUGGACAGCCUAACCCUAUUCACGCUACUGGCAACACCAAGAGCACCAAGAGCACCAAGGCCAAAAAGGACGACACCAAGAGCGCUAAGAAGGACAAGUCCACUGAAGCGGCCAAGGAACCUACCGCCGAAUCAAAGGAGCCUACUGCCGAGCCUGUCCCUUCCAUUGUUCCUAUCGCUACUAUCAAGAGCUUAGAGAAGCUCACCGAGGAGUGCCUCGCCCCGAAGUCUCACACCUGUGUCCUCCUCUUCACUCCUGGCGAAGCUGGCGAGAAGGCUGUUGAGUCGCUCUCCCACCUCAACACCAAGUACGUCCACGGAGGCCGUAACACUUUCCCCUUCAUCGCCAUCCCCAGCGACAGCGACGCCGCUUCCACUCUCCCCAAGGCUCUUGGACUCAACGACAAGGUCAACCUGAUUGCUAUCAACACCCGCCGUAACUGGUGGCGCCAGUACGAAGGUGACUUUAGCCUCUCAAACGUCGAGAGCUGGAUUGACGCGAUCCGCAUGGGCGAGGGUGCCAAGAAGAAGCUCCCCGAGGGUGUUGUCGUCGAGAAGAAGGCUGGAUCCACCCAGGCCACUGACCCCGAGCCUGAGAUCGAGACUGAUGGUCCCGACGAUGUCAAGACCGUUAUCGAGACUGAGAUUGAGACCGAGUACGAGACUGUCACUGGCGCCGACGGACAGGAGACCCAAACCGUCAUUGAGACCGAAAUUGAGUACGAGACUCAGACUGAGACUAAGCACGCUGAAGACACUGCCGAGCCUGAGGCCCAGCCUGUCGCCGAGUCCGAAGCCGAGCCCAAGACCAAGCACGAGAUCAAGCACGAGGAGCUGUAA
Molecule: messenger RNA, 1563 nt
Organism: Fusarium venenatum
Lineage: Eukaryota; Fungi; Ascomycota; Sordariomycetes; Hypocreales; Nectriaceae
Biological process (GO): response to endoplasmic reticulum stress
Cellular component (GO): endoplasmic reticulum lumen
Molecular function (GO): protein-disulfide reductase activity
Source: RefSeq, a predicted model, not a curated record